AUGCGAGAGUUUGUGGAGAUUACAGACUUGUUUUCUUCACUUAAAGCAACGUUAGCUUACAUAUAUGGUCUUUCAGAGAUUAGAUUAGAAGUCGGGGAUCAACGAAAAACCUCUCUGUAUUCCCUGAUUAAGCUCUUUAAUAUGAAUUUUCUAUUGCUUGAAACUGAAAAGCCUGUAAAGCUUGUUAAUAGGAUGGCUGGUGAUGCUCUCAUUCAGUUAUAUCAUAAUUUCAUCACUGAUUUUGAGACCAAGAUCAAUCUUCUCAAGCUUGCACAUUUCGCCGUCAUUGUUUCUCGGCAGUAUUCAGAGAAAGAUGCUGCCAUUAGUUACCUGGAAGAUGUGAUAGAAAAGCUUCAGGCUACUAGAGAAAUGCGCAUUGAGGAACCAAUUCUUUUUAUAAAGAUGCAAAUUGCUAUCUUUAAUCUUGAGAAAGGCAGCCAAAAAGAGUGCAAGAAACUUCUUGAAGACGGGAAGAGUACGCUUGACACUAUGACUGACAUCGACCCAUCUGUGUAUGCCAGCUAUUAUGAUAAUAACCCGAAUUCCAACUGCAACUGA
Messenger RNA from Rhododendron vialii, 558 nucleotides. Its product is annotated as 26S proteasome non-ATPase regulatory subunit 13 homolog A-like. The record is from RefSeq and is a predicted model, not a curated record. The transcript is spliced from 4 exons. Lineage: Eukaryota; Viridiplantae; Streptophyta; Magnoliopsida; Ericales; Ericaceae. Gene Ontology annotation, biological process: ubiquitin-dependent protein catabolic process. Bases 1 to 558 code for a protein of 185 amino acids. Gene Ontology annotation, cellular component: proteasome regulatory particle, lid subcomplex; nucleus; cytosol. Gene Ontology annotation, molecular function: structural molecule activity.